AUGUCGCCUCCACCUCCUCGCCACGACAACGGCGUUGCCCAGGCUUCGACGUCGGCGCUGCCUGAUGGCCUCGCACCCCAGCUCGCACACUAUCGACAGGGCAUGAGGAGGAGAGAGGUGACUGACCCCACCUGGAGCUCCGAACGCGAGGUACACGACGACGAUGACGACGACGAGGACCACGCCGGCGGCUCAGAGGUGGCACAACCCCCUGCCGCCGCCGACGACAGUCCCUCGGCUUCCGACGACGAGCAGCAGCCUGAGCGCAGCCGCUCCCGCUCCCCCUCGCCUGUGCCGCAGCAAGCACAAGAGCAGCCCCCCGCCGAGCAAUCAGGCGCACCCAACUUUGACCCCUACCACCCCGCCGACGCACCGCAGCCCAACCAGCAGGAGAACGACAACGCCAACCUCGCCAUCUGCCGCAUCUGCCUCGAGGGUCCCGGUGACAGCGCCGACGACGGCGAGUCGCUUGGACGCCUCCUCAGCCCUUGCAAGUGCAAGGGGACGAUGAAGUACGUCCAUGCGACCUGCCUCGACCGCUGGCGUGCCCUCUCGGCACGCUCGUCGUCGGUCGUCUCGUGCGACCAGUGCGGCGCGCCCUACCGCUUCCGCAAGAGCCCCUUUGUCGGUCUGGCCACCUCGCCCUCGCUCCUCUUUGCCCUCAGCGUCUUUCUCUUUGUCGCCCUCAUCUGGACCACGGGCGCCGUCGCCAGCCUCGUCCUGUCCCACUUUGACACGGGCCUCGUCGACCCGGCCACGUCGGCCGUCAUCAGGUCGACGCAGGCUGGCGGCGCCGGCCCAAGUGGAGGCGCGGGCGGCCUGCUCGAUUGGCUCGACCAGAUGGACCCGGACGACGAGGUGCAGACCGUCGACUGGGAGGUGGACCGCGACUACGGCUACUCGGGUCUCUGGUUUGAGCCGGUGGCCUACGUCCAGCUGAUCCGCGAUGCCGUCAGGCAGUUUACCUCGGGCGAGGUCGCAUCGGCCGUACAGGGGCUCGUCGCACACGGCGGCGGCCUGGCCGGCGACGGCCUCGCGAGCGACGACGACGACAACGACGGUAGCGGCAGCGGCAGCGAUGACGGCCGAGGGGCGGGCGCAGGGGAAGAGCACCAGUCGUUCUGGUCGGCCCUCAAGUGGGAGUGGACGUACGGCAAAGACGGCCUCUGGGCCGGUCAGCACGCCUCUUCCUCUGCCGACUCGGCCGGCGCGGCGACGGCCAGCGGCAAGAGAGACUCGGUCGACCCGACGCUGCCUUGUUGCGACAGGGAUCGCGCGGCUGCACCGAUGGCGGCGAUCAGUGGCGAGGGCGAGCCCGGGGCGGCGCGCAGCCAGGGCGGACCCAUCACUGCGACGACGUCGCCGGUCGACAGCGAAGAGGGCAAGACGACGGGCGCGACGAGCGGGGAGCGGCAGAAGACGACGUCGUCGAGCCGGGCGGAGCAGGACAAGAAACGGACCGCUGCGGCCGCGAGGAGCGAGUCGAGGACGAAGAAGAAGCACAAGGAGAAGAAGAGGAGCAGCGCCGGCGGCGGCGGCGGCAGCAAGGCCAGGUCGAAUCCUCGCGCCUCUCGACGCAAACAGCGGCGGGCCGACGAGGUCGUGGAGCGAGGACCGGGAUGGAUCGACCGCAUCCUGCUGCAGUUCUCGCUGGGCUUCAGUCUGGUCGGCAUCGUAUCCUUUGUCAAUCUGCUGCUGGGCUUCACGUUUCUGGGACCGCUGAACCUCAACCUCGGACUAGGGCGCACAUUCGCCCGUCUCACCGGCGGAGGAAGACGGGGACGACGUCCCACUGCGGCGGGAGGAGGAGGGGGUGAGGAAGGGGUGAAUCUCGCUUCGAUCCUCGUCGUCCUCCUCGUCCUCAUCGGCAUCAUCCGAGCCCUCCUGCUCGUCUACAAGGCCGUCCGAUCCGUGGCGCGCAGCAUGCUCAGUAGGCUCGAAGAGGUCGUUGUGGAUCGCUACGGUGAGGAUGAGGAGGUGCUGCAACAGGCGCAGGACGACGAGGUGCACAGACAGAGACAGCACAGGUUGGCUUGGCUCGUCGCUAGAGCUGGCGAUUGA
Molecule: messenger RNA, 2061 nt
Organism: Pseudozyma flocculosa PF-1
Lineage: Eukaryota; Fungi; Basidiomycota; Ustilaginomycetes; Ustilaginales; Ustilaginaceae
Exons: 3
Coding region: 1-2061 (686 amino acids)
Molecular function (GO): zinc ion binding
Source: RefSeq, a predicted model, not a curated record